Desarmillaria tabescens is the source of this 276-nucleotide messenger RNA. RefSeq names its product cytochrome P450. Lineage: Eukaryota; Fungi; Basidiomycota; Agaricomycetes; Agaricales; Physalacriaceae. The transcript is spliced from 3 exons. The record is from RefSeq and is a predicted model, not a curated record. Gene Ontology annotation, molecular function: oxidoreductase activity, acting on paired donors, with incorporation or reduction of molecular oxygen; iron ion binding; monooxygenase activity. Bases 1 to 276 code for a protein of 91 amino acids.
AUGGAAGUGAAUGUCUCGGAAGAUCCGAAGACGCAUCUCAGCGACGAAGAGCUGCUUGCUCAGAUGAAAACCAUUAUGUUUGCCGGUCACAAAACGACUAUCAAUACACACUCCUGGACGUUUCUUGAACUCGCGAGACACCUACAAGUCCAGUUAAGGGCAGAGAUCAGAGCGAAAGAACGAAUCAUUCUUCCUCGCGGUGAUACCGAGUUCUCCGCGCAGGACCUGGGUAGCAUACCUUAUCUAACUGCCGUAGUGAAGGAGAUACGUCGAUAA